CAACCAUUCCACAUGGUGUAUGCUACCUUUCUUGACUGAAAGAGUCAAACUAUUUAUAGAAAAGUGAAUUUCAUGUAAUCAAUUAACUGAACGAGCCCUUGGAUUUGGCUUUUCCUCAAUCGUUUACUUUCAUCUUUAGCUGGAGAGAAGGUUAGAAGGAUAAUCUUCAUCUCGCAGCUUAGAUUUGCCGACUUGGAAGAAAAAAAAAAUUAAUCAGAUAUUUAAACCAGCAUAUUCAGGAUGCAGACUUCUGGAACUUUGUGGGAUUCGCACCCAAAAUUUCAGCACUCUUCCAAACACAAAGCAGAUCCUUCUUUCGAUUGACGCAAACCUUUCAGAAUUUCUCACAACAAAUCAAACUUAGCGGAAAAUCCAACAUCAAAAUUACUUAGUUCACAUUUAAUGUUCGACGUUAGCCCCGUGAGUUCAAAUCUUGGAGCUUCGCAAAAUCCAAAACCGGAUUUCCGACAGGACCAAAGCUCGGGUUCAAUUGCACCAUCUGUAGAAUCGCUCAGAAAAAAAAACACAAGCCUAAGAGUAUUGCAUCCAAACACUCCGUUACCCGGUAGAUGGUGGGGAUCACAACUGCAAGAAAAGAAUCCGUCGGGAUCAUCGAGGAUUCCGAAGGAAAAAAAAAACCCCUUUGCGAUUAAGAAUGCAAGUCUGACCCACCUUGACGACGAAAGUUCCAUGGAUGAAUUUUUUGAAACGGUAAAUGAGUUAAGCCUGCUGCAACAAGCGGAUCGCUUUUCAGAGUAUAGUCCUUUAAGCUCAGCUUUGGAGGACUUUGACCCUGAGAUCAGGCCACAUAUGACAGAGCCUUUGUUACCGGACGGCUCGCCGCUUAAUUUUUCGGCUAUCAAGCUGUGCCGAGGCGAAACCAACAUUUACUCAGCAACUCCUUUAGCCCGAGUAUGGGAGUUUAAUUCCGAUACCGACAAACAUGAAUACUCUAUCCUCAACAUUUUGGCUGAUGAGUUCGAAAAUUUGGACGAAGAUGCAUCCGAACCAAAACAAAGUCUCUGGAGCCAGUUUAGAAAAUUGACAGUUGGACUCAACGAGGACGAGUACAACGAGUGUUACCCUUGGGCCAAAUAUUGUAUCAAAAGUUUGCUGGACGGAGAAGAAGACUCCGAGUGAGUCAGGUGAAUAGCUAGGAAUAAUAUGCCUCGAGCGCAGCUGAUGCUGUUUUCUCGAAAUUAACCCUACUAAUUUCCAUAUGCUUCCACUUGGAACUUUCCUCGUUUAGUAGCGUUGUAGAACAGUAAAGAGAUGCUCCAG
Metschnikowia bicuspidata var. bicuspidata NRRL YB-4993 is the source of this 1281-nucleotide messenger RNA. RefSeq lists its product as uncharacterized. NCBI's taxonomy places the organism in Eukaryota, Fungi, Ascomycota, Pichiomycetes, Serinales, Metschnikowiaceae. The record is from RefSeq and is a predicted model, not a curated record. Bases 403 to 1140 code for a protein of 245 amino acids. The transcript has a single exon.